Messenger RNA from Chelmon rostratus (copperband butterflyfish), 963 nucleotides. RefSeq names its product protein phosphatase 1, regulatory subunit 42 (gene ppp1r42). NCBI's taxonomy places the organism in Eukaryota, Metazoa, Chordata, Actinopteri, Chaetodontiformes, Chaetodontidae. The transcript has 8 exons. Gene Ontology annotation, molecular function: protein binding. The record is from RefSeq and is a predicted model, not a curated record. Bases 1 to 963 code for a protein of 320 amino acids.
AUGGUACACCUGACCAUAGAUCUGAUUGCUAAAUCUAGAAACCACUUCAAAAAGAAAAGGGGCCUCUCCUUCCGAGAGUACCUCAAGACACUCACCCACCUCCACUUUUCCAGCAAGAAUAUUGAGGAUAUUGGUGAUCUCUCCAUUUGUAGAAACCUCACUGUCCUCUACCUGUAUGAUAAUCAGAUCACACACAUUCACAACCUCGGCUUUGCCUCCAACCUCACCCAUCUGUAUUUGCAGAACAACAGCAUCACUCAUAUUGAUAAUCUCUCCAAUCUGCAGAAGCUCUCCAAACUGUAUCUGGGUGGAAACAGGAUCGCAGUGGUGGAGGGCUUAGAGAAGCUUUGUGAGCUCAAGGAGCUUCAUCUGGAGAAUCAGAGGCUGGCACCAGGGGAAAAGUUGCUCCUUGACCCCAGGACUCUGCUCUCACUGGCUGAAUCUCUUUGUGUGCUGAAUAUCAAUAACAACAACAUCGAUGACAUCAGGGACCUAACAGUGCUGAAGGAACUCCAGCAGUUUUCUGCUGCUGAUAAUAAACUGCACAGCAUGGAGGAGUUAGAGGAUGUGUUCAGCCGCUGGCCUCAGCUGCUUCAAAUGGAUUUGAGUGGAAAUCCUGUGUGUAAAAAACCAAAGUACAGAGACCGCCUGAUAACCGUGUGCAAAAUCCUCGAGGUUCUCGAUGGCAGGGAAAUUAAUGAGUUAACCAGACAGUUCCUUAUUAACUGGAAAGCAUCCAAAGAGGCGAAGAAGAAAAAAAGCAGACCAUCGGUCUCUGAGCCCUUAACAAAUGACUUUAACAGGGGUCAGGUUCCACAUCCUGGUCACAUCUACAGCCACGCUAACAUUCAGAGGUGGAAUCUGCAGCACUCUCUCAGGGCACAAAAAUUAAAGAUUCCCGUGUGUGGACUUCUCAGUCAUGUGGCUGUCUCAUCGCCCAUCUGCAGUCAUGUGGAUGCUUAA